This is a messenger RNA of Symbiodinium sp. CCMP2456, 747 nucleotides long. NCBI's taxonomy places the organism in Eukaryota, Dinophyceae, Suessiales, Symbiodiniaceae. The record is from the annotation of a GenBank genome assembly.
AUGAAAGCAGAGGCAAUUUCAAUGCUUCCUGCAUUUGUAAAGUGCUCAUCGGAGAUGCUCAUCUUGUGGGACAACACGUACUGCGAUCGCUUGUGGUGUUGCAUGGAGAUGUCCCUAUUCCUGAAGAAGGGUGACCUCUCCAAGCUUCACGUUGUACCUGUGUGGCUAGCGCCGUGGCUUCUUUGUACGAUGUUCCUGGAUUGGUUCUGCGCGCGGCUCACAUUGCCUAUAGUCUUCUUUUUGUGGAGCGGCGGGCAGGGGGGAGAUCUGGCAACGGACUCCCGUUGGGGCAUCGUUGCAGUAUGUGUACAGCUCUGGGGUCUCCUUCUACUUGCAUACCUACCGGCACUUCUUCCCGCACUUGUAUCCUUUGUCGCAAAGAUCGAGCAGCACCAAGCCAUGCUGAAGCAGUUGCAGGCUUUUGACAUCCGUUGUGCCAAGUGCAGCGUUGAGGAGGAUCGCACGUUGCUGGAGGCUAUCGUUGCCCGGGAGUAUGAUGGGAUCGACGACGCCCCGAUCAGCGUUGAUCUCAGUGCAGAUGAGUUCUCGACUUCCCUGGCUGACCCUGCAUCUCGUCUUUUGCCUGCAGAGGCAGAAGUCCUCCGAGACGACGCAGUCAGGAGACUCACAAGCUAUCCCGGCGUUGAGGAGUGCCUGGAAAUCUUCAAUGCACAGGUGCGAAACCAACUUUUCAGCGAACUGAGGCGGGAUCUCGGUCAACCCCAAACCCUAAACCCUAAACCCUAA